CUGACAAGCCCGAAAGUCAUUUCCAAUCUCAAGUGGACUUUGUUCCAACUAUUGGGGGCGUCGCUCCCCCUCUUCAUGGUCGCGGGCAAACUUCCUCCUCGGCGCCGCUUCUAAUGGAGCCCCACCUGCUCGGGCUGCUCCUCGGCCUCCUGCUCUGUGGCACCAGGGUCCUCGCCGGCUACCCAAUUUGGUGGUCCCUGGCCCUGGGCCAGCAGUACACAUCCCUGGGCUCACAGCCCCUGCUCUGCGGCUCCAUCCCAGGCCUGGUCCCCAAGCAACUGCGCUUCUGCCGGAAUUAUAUCGAAAUCAUGCCCAGCGUGGCUGAGGGCGUGAAACUGGGCAUCCAGGAGUGCCAGCACCAGUUCCGGGGCCGCCGCUGGAACUGCACCACCAUAGACGACAGCCUGGCCAUCUUCGGGCCCGUCCUGGACAAAGCCACCCGCGAGUCGGCCUUCGUGCACGCCAUCGCCUCUGCUGGCGUGGCCUUCGCCGUCACGCGCUCCUGUGCCGAGGGCACCUCCACCAUCUGCGGCUGCGACUCGCACCACAAGGGGCCACCUGGCGAAGGCUGGAAGUGGGGCGGCUGCAGCGAGGACGCCGACUUCGGGGUGCUCGUGUCGCGGGAGUUCGCGGACGCGCGCGAGAACAGGCCGGACGCGCGCUCGGCCAUGAACAAGCACAACAACGAGGCGGGCCGCACGACCAUCCUGGACCACAUGCACCUCAAAUGCAAGUGCCAUGGGCUGUCCGGCAGCUGUGAGGUCAAGACCUGCUGGUGGGCCCAACCCGACUUCCGCGCUAUCGGCGACUUUCUCAAGGACAAGUACGACAGUGCCUCGGAGAUGGUGGUGGAGAAGCACCGCGAAUCCCGCGGCUGGGUGGAGACCCUCCGCGCCAAGUACGCGCUGUUCAAGCCGCCCACCGAGAGGGACCUGGUCUACUACGAGAACUCCCCCAACUUCUGCGAGCCCAACCCUGAGACGGGCUCCUUUGGCACCAGGGACCGGACUUGCAAUGUCACUUCCCACGGCAUCGAUGGCUGCGACCUGCUGUGCUGUGGCCGCGGCCACAACACGAGGACGGAGAAGCGGAAGGAGAAAUGCCACUGCAUCUUCCACUGGUGCUGCUACGUGAGCUGCCAGGAGUGCAUCCGCAUCUACGAUGUGCACACCUGCAAGUAGGGAGCCAGGGCACUGGGAACAGGUGAAGUGUGUGGCUGGGCAGAUUCACCGAAGUCCCAUGGGAAGCAGGACCUGGAGCCGGGCUCAGCGCUCAGCACCAGGCAGCAAGGAACCCGGACUGUUGCCAGACGCCCGUGCGGUAAAUGACCUGGACCCGAGCCGCCCGCUGCCGGGGAGGC
Molecule: messenger RNA, 1360 nt
Organism: Odobenus rosmarus divergens (Pacific walrus)
Lineage: Eukaryota; Metazoa; Chordata; Mammalia; Carnivora; Odobenidae
Gene: WNT3
Product: wingless-type MMTV integration site family, member 3
Exons: 5
Coding region: 114-1181 (355 amino acids)
Biological process (GO): cell fate commitment; neuron differentiation; canonical Wnt signaling pathway
Cellular component (GO): extracellular region
Molecular function (GO): cytokine activity; frizzled binding
Source: RefSeq, a predicted model, not a curated record